CCCCGCAGGAGCAGGGCUCCGCCGUGCCCCCCGGAGCUUGGCGAACCCCCAGCCCCGUGGGCGCGUUGCUGGGGUCGUAGGAACCUCCUCGCCGGGCGCCGAUCGGGGGGCCGGAGGCAGAGCACGUGCCCCAGGGCGGGCGAGGCGGUGGCGGGGCCGAGGGGGCUGCAGGCCGGGCCGGGGAACACACGCUGGGCCUCAGCGGGCCGGUGGUGGCCACGGGCCGGGCUGGCCGCCUGCAGCCUCGCCACACGCCCCCCGAGGAGCCCGGGCCUGCGGGGAAGGGGUCGUCCCUGUGCACGGAGACCUCUGUGCCGAGGCCGGGGGUGUUCGCUCAUUGCUUAGCGGGCAUACGGGGCUGCGCACCGCCGCUCCUGCACCGCUUGCUGUGUCCUGCGCUGCUGUCUGCUUAACCCCCAGCUCUUUUUCAUAGCCUGAGACACACAGGGAGUGUAUGCCAUGGGGAAACCAUGUAUUUCUCAUUCCUCUCAUGUCCCAUCUCCUGGGUCUGGCGACGCAGGGACCGCCUCGCGGAGCAGCUGCCGUGCAGCCUCCAGGGCCCAGAGAAAGAGCUUUCAGAAUGCCGGAGCCAGCGAAGUCCACCUCUGCCCCCAAAAAGGGCUCCAAGAAAGCUGUGACCAAGACCCAGAAGAAGGGUGACAAGAAGCGACACAAGAGCCGGAAAGAGAGCUAUUCCAUCUACGUCUACAAGGUGCUGAAGCAGGUCCACCCCGACACCGGCAUCUCCUCCAAGGCCAUGGGCAUCAUGAACUCCUUCGUCAACGACAUCUUUGAGCGCAUCGCUGGAGAAGCCUCCCGCCUGGCCCACUACAACAAGCGCUCCACCAUCACCUCCCGGGAGAUUCAGACGGCCGUGCGCCUGCUGCUCCCGGGAGAGCUGGCCAAGCACGCCGUCUCCGAGGGCACCAAGGCCGUCACCAAGUACACCAGCUCCAAGUAGCCGGGCCACCACCUCUCCGAUGGGACCUUGGAGCACCGGUCCCUCUGUGCAAGCACAGGUAGGCAGCCGCCGUGCGGAUAAACGUCACAGCUAUUAUCCACAGCAAAUUCACAGCCUCGGGAUGGGCAUGAGAAGCUGCCUGGUGGAGGAGGAGACAGUGAUCUGGGUGUCGGCUGGUUUCCAUAGUCUGUCUGGGACGUGUGACGGGUUCUGCGGGACUGGUGGAGGAGGCCUCUGCUUUCACAUCUCAUCCGAAGGACUGACCGGCUGCGGUGUAUCCAAACUCUCCCCUGUGCUUGGCAAACAUGCAUGUUGGGUGCUGGCGGGGGAGAUUGGCAUCCGCAACACGGAGAGCCUGCCUCUGAAGUCUUCCUGUUUGGCUGCUUUCUCACAGUCACUUGAGACAGGCAGCGAGGGGUCAGGGCUGGUGUCCUCUCCCUCGUAGCCCAGAUCCAUCCUGGCACACAGCAGCACAGCCCACCCCGUGCUGGCAGAAACGGCAUCGACAGCUCCCGGGCACCGGCUGUAGGAUAAAAUCCAUACUGAUUCAACAGCUAUCUGUGCUUGAACGCCCGUCUCAAAGAGCAAGCCCGGCAGAGACAGAUGCCCAGGCUGGUACCAAGCGCUGUUCCUCCUCGUUUCUCCUGAUGGAUGAGCCAUCGAGCAGGCCGAGGGUGCCGGUGCUGGAGCUGCUUGCUGCCUCCCUCCUUGCUCCAAGGCAGACGGACGGACAGGGAGGGGUGUUGGGACUGGGUGGCUUCCUUCCCCGGCUGCUGCUUUGCCCGCUGUAGGACUUGCUUUGACGUGCAAGACGUUGCUGAUUCUGCUGCUUUUCAGAGACUUUUCCUGCCUCAAAGCCGCCCGGGUGCUCCCUUCCCCCAUAAGCGCGGGCGAGACGGGGUGGUGCCCAAGGGGGUCCCUUCUCCUGCGAGCGCUGGGGUGGUGCAGGACAAACAGCACAGACGUGUCAGGAGGGGACUAAGGGUUUGGGAAGGCAUCUGGAGGGGGAGCAGGGGUGGUUAAUGGAGUUUGGGGAGAGGGAGGCUCCCGGCAGAGAUCCCUGCGGGCGGCUCACCUGGCCCUGCCUCCUUGCUUUAUUCAUCCAUUAGAAAGCAAAAGCAAAAGCCAGGGCUGGGUGGAUAUAUAGGGACACUUGCCUGCAUCCCGUGAUAUUUUAAAGAUUAAAUACUUUCAAACUACUUCAAAUACUCCCCACGUCUUCUCCAAGUCCACAGUAAGGUGAGCAAUAAUAAAUUCCAGACAAAAGCCAUAGAGAUUAGUGGAGGGAUGUCUCGGUUGCAGGUUUAUCUUGCCCAAACUGCAAGUGUAGAACUGGUGUGAAGUUGCAGCUUCCUACUCAAAACACAAAAUUAGCCAACAUUUUUUAAAAAAUACCAAAAUCUCUGGUAGGCAGUAGCACUCAGAUAAAAAAUAUUCACGUCUAAAAUAACAACUGCUUUCUACAGCUUUUUCUGUAAAUAUAAAAAGGCAGCAAAGACACAGGAUCCAAAACUAAGUGCAUGUUCUCCCCAAACUCCAAGACCUUGCUUUUGAUUGAAAGGUAGAUUCAUAUCCCGAAAUAGCAACCUUGCAGUACAUCUCUCACUUUCCCCUACAUUUAUCUUUGUCCUGUUUCUUUAUGCUUUGAGAGUGAUGGGGACCGUUACCAAAUUUAUGUUGCUUUUGGAGCUGAAGGACUCUGCAACUCCAGAAGAUUCGGUUAUUUCUUGUUUUUAUAACAGUGCUGCAGUCCUUUUCCAGUUGGUCUGAGGAAAGGAGCGCAUAGAGCUGCUCAACCAAGAGCACCUCAGAAACCUGUGAGCAGUGUGGGGUCUCCUGUGGUCUCUGUGCAAGAGCGAAGGUCAAGUCGCUUAUGGGCUGCUCCCAUCCCCCUGCUUUGCAUUUAACACCCCACACCCAAAAAUGAGCUUUCCUCCCAUAGUUUGCUGGGUGCUAGCACACAGCCGUGUUCCAUACCCUCAUGCCAGCAGGAAUCCCCAGCGAUAGCUUUCAGGAAGAGCCAAAGCUGUCUCCCCAGGUGUCAGCACCCACAACGAGCGGGUCCCAGCAGCAGUACCUGUGCUCAGAAGCGUUGCUAACCUGGACCACAUAGCCAAGACAACUUGGGAGGUGACAGCUUAGCACUUCCUUUUGUUUUUUUAAUCAAAUAGUCAAAAUCAGAUACCAAAGAUGAAAAUGCACCUGCAAUGGGUGCAAUGGGCUAGAGUCACCAUCCUCGGCCCCUCUCCCACCAGAAAUCAGACAGGAGAUGAUGCAGAAGGGGAAUAUAGGAGUGAAGGGCUGGCUGGCGGUGCUGGAGCUUUCUCUUCCAGUCCUUAUGAGCUGCAGGUCAGAAUUCAUCCCCUUAAAGAGUCCUCCUGAAAGCAGGAAUUCAGAGUGCAAUAAAUUCGCUUCAGUCCAAGCGGUAUGUACGAGCCAGGACACACAUCUCCUAGGAUUACCAAUACAGCCUCUAAAUCCUCGCUCUUCUGAGCAGAGCAGAGUCCUGCUCCAGUUUCAGCAGGCUGCAAGAAGUCAGGAAAAUAAAAUGAGACGUUGUCCCUCCAGGGUCUCCUGGGCAGCUCGGGGAGCCAGGGACAAGGCUGGGUGCUCAGACGCGAGCCGCUGGCCCCAUACACAAGCUCACAGAACUGGUCUCAUUUUCUUCUGCCACAGUUGCCACUCUCCAUUUUUGGAGAUUGUGUCAGAGAGAGGAGAAAUGGCAAUUUAAGGCUAUAAAAAUACUUGAAGGCUUAAAGAGGAUUUUUAUAUUGUCUAAAGCCGAGUGACUGAGACUGUCAUGUCCACCCAUUUAUAGUUUAGGCUGUCAUUUCACACAUCAUUUGCUCUUCACUCUCCCUUUGCAUCAUUUCUGUACUUGCCCCUGACAGUGGAUUAGGAACUGAUCCAGGUUAAAAUGAACCUUUUUUUUUUUUCCUUUCUUGCAAGGUUUGUUUUAACCUAGUUCUGGUGGCUGCUCUGAUCUGUCACUGUCAGACAGAGACUUGUGCCAGCCAAAAGAAGGGCUGAUCCAGGAAAAGCAAGGCUGGCAUAAGCUAGGACUGCUGCAGAAAGCUGUUGGGAAAUUAAUGGCCCUAGUGUCAAAGAAAAAUGAAGAAAGGAAAUCUGUGUCUGCUGCAGUGGUCCCGUUAGCAGCAAAGAUGUGGCUUUUAAAUACACCGCUAUGGGUGUUACCCCUGCAGUGUCCCACAAGCAGUUCCUCUGACGCUGGAAAUCAGACACGUCCCAUUUCUGCAGAUCUCAGGUGUUGCAGAGAGGCAAGGGAGCAGGUUGGGAAGGGCACUCUGUGCCCACGCAGCCACCCAGCUGCAGUGGUCGGAGGCUCCUUGUUCAGCAGGCAAACGGAAUGUGAGGCAGCCUUCCCUUUCCUUCCCUUCCCCUUCCCCUUCCCCUUCCCCUUCCCCUUCCCCUUCUCUCAGUGCCUGCUGCUCUGCAGGAGCACAAUCACAGCACGGCACUGGGAAUUGUUUUGACUGUGAUGAGCUUGGGCUGAGCCUUAAUAGUAGAGGCAAUAGUCAGUGGUCUGAAAGUUCAAGCAUCGAUUGUCCACUCAGUAAUCUGAGGUGGGACAUAUUCCACAGUCCCCUGUCAAGGGGAUUCGCUGCAGAAGAGGAGUUCUGCACUUCAGGAUGUGUGCUUUUAAAAAAAUACGUAUUUCCAGCUCUGGAAUUGAUAAAACACUUUAAAAGUGAAGAUAAUAUACUGAGUCCCACUGUCCCUACCUGAUUCCUAUUGCAAUCCCAGAGGCAUCUUGGGGCCAUUCCUGUGUUUCACCAAUUUUAAAAAAAAAAAAACAAAAACAAAAACAAAAACAAAAACAAAAACAAAAAAACAAACUAAAACCAAACUGCAGAUUGAAAGUUGGAAAAGGAAGCUGAAAAAGAAUAAUACAGCCUUGAUACUAGUUUCAUAUUAACCCCAUGGACAUAACUGCACUGUCUUACUUGUUGUAAUGCACAAUUUAAGAGAGAAAAUAAGCUACUAUAGAUCUACUCCUGAUACUCCAUCCUGCUUCCCUAGAAUGGCUUAAAGUCCGUCUGCCCUUCACAGCAGAGCCCAACCUGCAGAAGAACCAAGGUCCACACACAUGGAGGUUUGCUCCUGCUCGGGACAGACAGGUCUUUAGUCAAGCACCGGGGAAAACGAGUAAAAACAAGUGUGGAGGACGAGGUGCCUGCUGCAUGUCCAGGGAAGGGACACCUGAGCAGAGACCACUGAAGAGCCCUGCCCAGAGGAGCUGUGUGGCUGUGUGCCCGGGUGGCAGGCAGCCAUGUGGAGGUAUCCCCAAGUCCUGGCCACCCCUGGAGUCAAGCUUGCCAUGGCCUCUGCACCCACCUGAGCAGUUGUCCCAUUGUAGCAUUUCCUGACAGUUUACAUCCAGACCAAAUUGUUUACAGGGAAAAGGAAGAAUGUGAACUAAAUCAUAAAAAAUCACUUGCUGCCAGAAUUUCGAGAGUUCCCUGGGACCAGCACCUGGGGAGCAAUCUCUCGUGCUUAUUCUCCAUGCAUGGUAUCUUGUGGGCUUACGCACACAGAGUUCUUCUGACAGUGUUACAUCAAGUAUGAUCUAUGUUACAUUACUGCUGCUGUUUUAUGACCAAUCUUGCUGCUAGUUACCUGUUUUCUGUUAAAGGUAUAAAUAAAAUGAAAAUGCCAACCUGUUGAAAGUCAGGUGAGACCCAGC
Molecule: messenger RNA, 5666 nt
Organism: Calidris pugnax (ruff)
Lineage: Eukaryota; Metazoa; Chordata; Aves; Charadriiformes; Scolopacidae
Product: histone H2B 5-like
Exons: 2
Coding region: 455-961 (168 amino acids)
Cellular component (GO): nucleosome
Molecular function (GO): structural constituent of chromatin; DNA binding; protein heterodimerization activity
Source: RefSeq, a predicted model, not a curated record